Molecule: messenger RNA, 2182 nt
Organism: Tyto alba (common barn owl)
Lineage: Eukaryota; Metazoa; Chordata; Aves; Strigiformes; Tytonidae
Product: E3 ubiquitin-protein ligase RBBP6-like
Exons: 11
Biological process (GO): ubiquitin-dependent protein catabolic process; mRNA processing; protein ubiquitination
Cellular component (GO): nucleus
Molecular function (GO): ubiquitin protein ligase activity
Source: RefSeq, a predicted model, not a curated record
GGAUAUAGUGCAGACUUUCAGACUACAGUAGAGGUUAACUAUUGCUAUGUUUUGACUGUAGAACUUGAAUAUGUGUUUAAUUUUUUGUGAACAGAUUGAUGAUUCUUCUGCAUCUGUGUCUUUAGCCCAGCUUACUAAGAUUGCCAAUCUGGCUGAAGCCAAUGCUUCCGAAGAAGAUAAAAUAAAAGCUAUGAUGAUGCAGUCUUGCCAUCAGUAUGAUCCAGUCAAUUACAUGAAGAAACCCUUGGGUCCACCUCCACCCACAUAUACUUGCUUUCGUUGUGGAAAACCUGGCCACUAUAUAAAGAACUGCCCAACAAAUGGGGACAAGAACGUUGAGUCUGUUCCCAGAAUGAAAAAGAGUACAGGAAUUCCAAGGAGUUUCAUAGUGAAGGUGAAAGAUCCCAAUACAAAGGGUACUGACAAACACUGGAAAGUAUGCAAUACCAACUAUUAAUGCGUAUUAGAACAGCAUUACUAGAAUCUGAGGAACAUACAUGCCCAAUGUGUCAUCAGACAGGUGUUUCUCCUGAUACUUCAAUUGCCAACAAGCUCCUACGCUAGGCUGCGAACAACUUCAAAAAUGGAACUGGCUACAGCAAGCAGCUUGAGCAGCAACAGCAGCAGCAGCUGCCACUUCCACUGCCUCUGCCACCACUCAUGAGACAAACAGUAACACACAACCUGCAGCCUCUACUCUGGCCAACAAUUUCCAGAGAGCAGGAUCCACUAACGUCUCUGCUGGCUCCUCAUUCUGCUGCUGCUUUGUCAUUGUUGGCCCCUGGUCAGCCACCUGUGGCAGCUGGGCUGCCAGUAAAUCUGUCUUCUGUCAUUGCCUCUGAUGUCCCUCCAGCAGUGUCCCUAUCUCUCUGUGCUGAAAAGCCAGAUGGACCUUUUCGUGAUGCCGGUGUAGUUCUACCUCCUGCUGCUCUGGUGACUGCUGCCGAACUUUCUAAAUCAUCCUCUCUGUCAGUCAUCAGUUUGUUGGAAGAGGAGGGCUAUCAUGUUCCUGUAUUAAGACAGCGAAGUCUUCUGGGCUCCCAAGGACAAUCAAUACCCACAACUGGUCAUCCAACGAAAGCCAGUACAAUUCACUCAGCAGGUGGCAGACCAGGCCAGGAACUAAGUUCAAAUCGAGGAUGCCCACACAGUGAACGUACUCAAAGGACUCAAGCCCCAACUCUACCAGCAUCAACAUCAGUCUUUGUGCCUGUGCCCCCACCUCCCUUGUAUCCUCCACCACCUCAUGCACUUCCUCUUGCAUCGUGGGUACCACCACCACCAUUUCCUCCUCAGUUUCCACCUGGUCAGCCUCUGUCUACUGGGUGCACUGUCUCCCCUCCAGGAUAUCUCUCAGCUCCUGAAAACAUGUCAUCAGUUUGGGUGCCAACAGCAGUACCAGCAGCUCAUUCAAAUACCAUCCCAAUGACACAAGCAUCCCCAUUAUCUAGGGAGGAUUUUUACAGAGAACAAUGGAGAUAUAAAGAGGAGGGAAAGAAAAAGUCCAGACUUGAUGAGUUUACAAAUUAUUUUGCUAAGGAACUGAUGGAAUAUAAAAAGGUUCAAAAGGAGCAUAGGUGUUUGUUUUCCAGGUAACUGCUUUACAUGUUGUAAUGGAGAAGCAGAUUGUCUAGAAGAGUCAGGAGCAGUUCCACUCCACCUCUCUAUUGUUAGAUGGAUUGGAUGGUCCAAGGGAUUAGCAAUGAGAGGAAUUUCAUGCGUAGGUUACUAGCUCGAAUGUGGCAGAGAUUACAGUUGACUGAUAGUUAUAAUUUGGCAGCAGUUGCUAAGGAGCAGAUGUAUCUUUAACUAAAGCUUCUCUGAAAUAACAUCCUUCACCUCCUGACAGCUGUGAGGAGGCUAGAACCUGAAUAGGUGUAGUUGCUGGAUUUUCUGCUUCUCCUGAUUCUGAUUGUAACCAUUACCUCAAAGCACUUCAGAGGAGAUAUGGGAGAGAACCUAUCUUCAUUUACUCUUUUGUUUAUCACUUGUGGAUACAUGGAGAGAUUUUAACCUGGACUACAAACUGGUGGCUUUCACUAGUAUUUCAUUGACAUUAAUAAUUUUUUCUUAGAAAUUGUUUGUAAGGAAAUCUUAAAUUGGUGAACAACGUUGGGAAUAUGUGGAAUAAUGUGAAAUGGUUAUUUAAAAAAUAAUAAAAGAAAAACUUGUGAAGAAAGAA